CGUUUGAUUUGCAGCGCCGCAGGAUUAGGCGGCUGUUUGGCACCCCCGAAAAGACGGUACCCACUCUGACACUUGCACUCGCAUCUUGUUACGCGCCCGCCUAUUCUUAGGUUGUCCGUCUCUACGACCCAUUCAGCGCCCACCAACACAGCACUCGCAUCAAGCUAGUCCACACAUUAAACACACACCUGGCCCGGUGACAAAAGUACCUGCCUUUCCGUCUUGUCUUGUUGUUGUUCUUUCUUCACCUGUCCACUUCUACCGUGGAAGGCACAGCGCAGCCCACUUUCGCUCGCAGGACUAUCGACCAGAAACCACAGUCUUUCAUUCACGACACGGCAAACCCCCACAAAAUGGCCACUGCUACCGACUCGAAGCCGGCGCCGGCACCUCUGCCAUCGUCAUUGAGGACGCCUUUGUCUGCCACCUAUCCUUCCGAACUUAAGUCUCCCAUGGUCAUGUCUGCAACCACGCCAACUUUCGCAUGGAUCAAGCGCGAAGAUAGCCUGAAGACUCCGAUCACUCCACCAGCAGCCUACCUGGACUUCCUCAAGACGCUAUCGCCUGCCUUCAUGAGCCCUAUGUCUACUGGCACAAGCACCAAGUUCGUCUUCGAGGGUCGCCCCACUUCAGUCACAUCAUCGGCUUCAAGUGGUUCAUAUACAUCAACCUCGGCACCGACAGAUAAGGACUCGCCUGCGACGUCAAGGUCAAGCAGCUGCAGCCGAAGCGACAUCAAGGACGAGGCCAAAGACGAAGUUCCAAUGUCUGCCCCUCCCACGAAGAUCAGGACACAGACCAUCACUAUCCCACCUCCAUCACCUUUCACACGGCCACAGUCCGCGCGCACACCACGUCUCUAUAUUCCACAAUCACCAUUCUCGCCGGCAGCAGUGCGAUCACCAAACAGCGCAGACUCUGCCAGCAACUCAGCCAACAACUCAGCCAUCUCACCCUUCCCAACAGCCUCGCCUAAGGUGUGGGAGGCAGAGGCCAAGCCCGGCCGGUCAAGGCGUGUCAGUGUGCGGGAAGUCGUCACUCGCACUGUGACAUAUAGCAGCACACCGGUCGACAAGAAAGCACCCAGCUUCCCGCAAAUCGACCCCGCACCGCGUGGCAAGAGGAGAAAGAUCGAGUAAACAAGGAGAGGUUACACGGCUUGCCCGUACCGCUGCAUAGCCUCGAGCAUAAGCGGGUGUGCAACCACCGCGUACGACACGACAUCCCCCAACCGAGUAUCGAUUUGGCGCCACCUGCCACAGCGCCUGAUUUUGCGACGGCUGCUUCGCUCACGUAUCACGAUCACAUCCUACAUUCACGAUAUUUACCGGCCUACCCUACCAAUUAAUAUCCGGGUCCCGGCGACU
Molecule: messenger RNA, 1367 nt
Organism: Boeremia exigua
Lineage: Eukaryota; Fungi; Ascomycota; Dothideomycetes; Pleosporales; Didymellaceae
Exons: 1
Coding region: 354-1139 (261 amino acids)
Source: RefSeq, a predicted model, not a curated record